Molecule: messenger RNA, 2634 nt
Organism: Bipolaris maydis ATCC 48331
Lineage: Eukaryota; Fungi; Ascomycota; Dothideomycetes; Pleosporales; Pleosporaceae
Source: RefSeq, a predicted model, not a curated record
AUGAAGACGACAACAUCGUCCCUGGCUUCGGCCUUGCUGCUAAUCAGCGCAUCUCUUGCUUACGCAAAACUUGAUAUCCACAAUACUCACAUACAGACGAAUAUUGCUGGAAAACGUAUCGAUGACCUGGUCUCUGGAGUUGAUCGGUCGGGAAACAAUGUUUUCGACAAACGCGAUGUCCCUGCUAUUGAACAGGCAAAUCCUUUUGACAGCACACACAUCGUUGCCAGGUCUGCACAGAGCGGUCUGGAUGCAGAUGCUUUAUUGAAUAGCAUUGCACCAAGUCAGAGUGUCGGUAACGGAGACAUUACCACAAACGACGUUGGUGGAGAUAUUGCCAAUCAGAUUGCUGCUGGAAGUACGAAUAGCAUUGGCAACACUGGCAGUGGGCAGGGUGGACAGACGCAGAGUGGAUCGGCGAAUGAUACUGGGGUGCAGGCACAGAGUCAGAGUCCUGCUCAGGGAACUACGCCAGGAGCUGCCCAAGGUCUUGCACAGGGAGCUUCUCAGGGAAGCACUCAAGGAACUCAGGGAACCCCUCAAGGAACAACUCCAGGAACUGCCCCAAUCAACUCUCCAGGUCAAGGAAGUGACAUCAUCUCGAACGACGUAGGAGCUGCUCUUGAAAGUCAACUGGAGCCAGGAGGUGAUUCGACCGAUGCUAAUGUUCCUGAUGUCGGUGGAGCCAUUGCGAAUUCAAUCGCACUUGGCGGACAAAGUCAACCAACACCAUUACCACAGAGUCAGCAAUCACCACAGGGUCAACAGCCACCGCAAGGCCAAGCACCGCAACAGGCCCCCCGGCCACCACCAUCGGGCCAGGCACCUCAGGCUCAGGCACCUCAGGGUCAGGCACCUCAGGCUAUGGCACCCCAACCCAUGGCGCCCGCAGCCAGCCAGGCCGCACCAGGAGCGGCCCCAAUGGCAUCGCCGAUGGCGUCUCCUAAGGCAUCUCCAGCGACACCCCCGGAAAUGGGUUCAGCGCCUCAGGCUAUGGCACCCGCAGCAGCAAUGGAGGCAUCGCCAGCAGCAGCCCCUGAAAUGUCUCCAGCAGCAUCACCUGCAGCGGCUCUAGAAGCGUCGCCAGCAGCGGCUCUAAAUGCGUCUUCAGUAGCAUCACCUGCAGCAUCUCCAUCAUCAUCUGAGAUGUCACGAAUGACAUCCCCUGAAGCACCUGCGAAAGCAGCUUCAGAGGCAUCUCCUGCCAUGUCCUCAGCAAUGUCGUCAGGGGGAUCUCCCUCCUCAAAGCCCGUCAUAACCGUGACACCCCCAGGAAAGUCAUCUCUGCCAGCAGUGACGCCUAUCCCCUGGACCAACUCACCAUCGAAAAUGGGAGGAAUGAAAAGCAGUGCAAGCACAGAAGGGCCAGUCACUCCAGCAGCGUUAUCCGCUAAAAGCACCAGUACAAUGAUGGCUGGCGCAGAAAUGGCCUCGCCCGGCUCAAUGGCCAGCAACGGAACCGCUGCAGCUGUAACAUUAAUUGCCGAGGGUGGCUCGCCAGCUGCCGCAGAAGCGGUUUCCAGUUCCAUGUCCACUAGCAUGGCAUCAAUCAACACUGCAACCCUGACACCGGGUGGCCUUGCUGCUGCAACCACGACAACAGCAGUAGGUAGUCCUAUUGCAGUCAUCGCCCAAGGUAAUGUCACCGCCAGCUCCAGCGGCGCCUCGAUGACCAUGGCAUCUGAGGGUGGCUCCGGGGAAAGCAAUGCUGUGAUGAGCAAGGCGUCUGGCAGCAGUGCUGCACCGCCGGCGGCCGCAGUUACAGUUGUUGCAGGGUCAGGAAACUCGUCUGAGCCAGCAGGCAUGAUGAGUGGCGGGGGUGCUGGAUCGUCCAUGCCCUCCAAGAGUGGUGCUUCGGCUACAGCUGAUGCCGCUUCAGGUGGUGCAGCUGGCCCAGUCACUGUUAUCGCAGGCAACGGAACAUCACCGACUGCUGCUGCUGAGGCUGUCAGUGGAUCAACCUCCAUGGCCUCUGGUAUGGGUUCGAGUGGUGGUUCCUCAAACGGAACGUCAGUCGGACCUGCAGUCACUGUUAUAGCAGGCGGUGGCGAGGCAGCUGCAGCCGCUGCGACGCGAGCAGCGGAAAACGGAGGCUGCAAUUGCUCUUGCCUGUGUCCUGCGGGCUCCUUCUCCAUGGCACCGCCACCGGCCCCAGCGUUCCAACUGGGCUCUUCGAGCACGAUGCAGACAAUGGUCGCCAGCCCCAUCACCGUCGAGGCAGGAAGCAGUAAAGCAGGUGCAAGUUCAGGUUCCGGCUCCAGCUCCAGUUCUGCCUCCUCCUCCGCAUCCUCAUCCCCAAUGUCGACAACUUCCUCCUCCGCCGCAACUUCAACCUCCGCUGCCGAGGCAGCUAGCUCAAGUUCUGCAGCUACACCCGCGGCAACUACCUCGUCGUCGUCGUCGUCGUCGUCGUCGUCUUCUUCUUCCUCAUCUGCAGCAGCAGCGACUAGCAUCUCGGCUCAAAGCCAAAUCGCAGCCAAUGCACCGCCCGUGCCUACACCUAUUGGCGGUGCGGAAACGCCAGCUGGCGGACUGCCGUUUAACAUCAAUACUGUUGACUUGCAGAGUCGUGUUACUGUGAAUUUGGGAAGGAGACUGGCGAAGCCGACAGUGGCGCCGAGGGCGUGGUGGUGA